Plasmodium cynomolgi strain B is the source of this 3163-nucleotide messenger RNA. RefSeq lists its product as hypothetical. Gene Ontology annotation, biological process: mRNA splicing, via spliceosome; generation of catalytic spliceosome for first transesterification step. Gene Ontology annotation, molecular function: protein binding. Gene Ontology annotation, cellular component: Prp19 complex; post-mRNA release spliceosomal complex; U2-type catalytic step 2 spliceosome. NCBI's taxonomy places the organism in Eukaryota, Apicomplexa, Aconoidasida, Haemosporida, Plasmodiidae. The record is from RefSeq and is a predicted model, not a curated record. The transcript has 5 exons. Bases 1 to 2970 code for a protein of 989 amino acids.
AUGGAAUUAUACGGAGAGCUCUACGACUGUGACGAAUUACUGGAUGAGUACAACGCGGACUACGGGGAUGGAAAACGUCCGUGGGGGGAAGCCCUCAUAGGUGAAGAUCCCACCGCGCAGUGUGUAGAAAACGAAGCACACGUGAAAAACAUAGAGAUAGACAUAAAGAGCAACCAGAAAAACGUAUCAACUCAGUACCUAUUCCUUUACAUCAAUACGUUUAAGCAGAAAAACAUCAGAAGUGACAAGACUCUCUACGUGGUGAAUUUCUACGACAUCCACAUGAAGAAUGACGAUAAGAAUGUGCUAGAGACGGAGAAGGACAUCGUGGAGUAUUGCUUGGAAAACGUUUCCAGGGCAAAAAGGAGGGACAGGGGAGGCCACGAUGGUGGCGGCGAUGGUGAUGGCAGUGGCGAUGGUGAUGGCAGUGGCGAUGGCGAUGGCAGUGGCGAUGGCGAUACCGGUGCGGACUCCAUGCCGGCCGGCCAGCGCUCCAAGUACUACCUGUUUAAGAUCUACGAAACGAUUCUGAAGUACUUCCCAUUCAGCUUCAAGCUAUGGUAUCACUACCUAAAGGAUCGCAUAGAAAUGUUGACCGGAAUUUAUUAUGACGAGAAGGAGGAGUAUGAAGACGUAAAUCGAGUGUUUGAGCAGUGUCUACUGUACAUGUACCAUUUCAAGGCAAUGUACAUUUUGUAUAUACAAUUUCUGUUCCUCCAAAGGAAGGUACAAAAUAUAAGACUCAUCUUUAACCUAGCCCUACAGAACAUCACCCUGAAUCAACAUGAAGACUUAUGGGAGUAUCAGCUAAAAUAUAUUGAGAAAAUAAAAAGCAAGCUAAUCAACUAUGAGUAUAUUAAACGGUAUGUGACGAUUUAUCCGGAGAAUAUCGUUCACCUUUUUAAUCACUAUGUGAAGUAUAAAAUGUGCAAGCAUGCGUUGAAUACGUUUUUUUAUAUGAUCAGUUGUGAUGAGGUUGAGAAUAUCCAAAUGGGAGAUAAAACCAUAUAUGACUUAUACAGAGAUAUGUUUCAACUAAUAAGUUCACGUAAAUGUUUGGGGAAUGACGUGUUGGUAACACUGAGGAAAAACUUCGACAGUCUUAAGAGGUAUGAAAAUGUCACGUCUAUUUAUACGUUGCUAGCGAAUAGCUUCGUUUAUGAAGGUCGUUGGAACAAGGCCAUGGAUGCUUAUGAGGAGGGCAUCUUAGAGUGCUACACGGUGAACGAUUUUGCGGUUCUCUUUGAGGGCUACAUCGAGACGAUGAAGAUUCUUAUCGAGUUGAAGAUGCGGGGGGGGGAAGGAAACGAGGUGAGAAGUGGUAGAGAGGAGGACAGUGACGAGGAGAGAGGUGGUAGAGAGGAGGACACUGACGAGGAGAGAACUGGUAGCGAGGAGGACACUGACGAGGAGAGAAGUGGGCCCCCCCCCUCCGGAGACGACUCCGUGGUGGACCUCUAUAUGGAUAAAAUAAACUACCUACUGGACAAGCGCAAGGCAUUCAUAGCGGAUAUCAAGCUGAAGAACAACCAGAAGAACGUCUACGUUUGGAUAGGCAAAAUAGACGCGAUGGAAACGGCGGAGGAGAAGGUGGACCUCUACAACAGAUGUUUAAAGCAUUUCGAAGACGGGGACUACACCGGUCGACUCAGUGAUGUGUAUAUUAGUUACGCGUAUUUUCACUACAACCGUAACGAGUACGACAAAGCAGUGAACGUGUUCAAUAGAGCUAUCCGCGACCAUAAUUUAAAAACGCUGAAUGAAAUUUCAAGUGUGUACUGCUCCUGGAUAGAGGUAGAGUUACUUGAGGGCAAUUUUAAGCAGGCCUUGCGUAUAGCUAGGUUAGCCAUCGAUCUUAGUAACGGCGGAAGGAGCAGCAGCAUCGGCGGAAGCAGCAGCAUCGAAGGCAUCGGCGGAAGCGGCAGGAUGAUGCUUAUGAUGAAGAACGGCACAGGGACAAACACACACGAAGAAAGUGACGCUCCCUUUGGAAGAAACACACCAAUGAUACGAGAUGACCAUUUUGGAACACUCAAUCAAAAUUUCAAUCUUUUAAAUAACGUAAAGUUAGCUUGCCUCAUCCUUGAUCUGGAAAUAAAUUAUGGCACCAUCGAAACGUCAAUAAAUCUCUUUGAUAUCCUGUACCAUAAAAAAAUCAUCACAGUUAAGAUGGUCCUCUCCUUUGCCAACUACCUCUAUGAACAAAAAUAUUUUUAUGAAUGCUUCAAAACAUAUGAGAAGGCUAUUUCAAUUUUCCAUUAUCCUUACCUGUACCCAGUGUACGUACACUACAUAAGUAAAUACGUGGAGCGUUACAAAGAUAAAAAUAUUUCAUAUGUACGUGAGCUGUACAGACAAGCCAUUUACGGAAUGGAUGGAAAAACUUUUAUUCCGAAGGAGUUUGCCAAAACUGUGUUCCUUAUGUAUGCCUCUUUUGAGGAGAACUAUGGCUUUUUGAAGAGGUCCCUUUCCAUUUACAAGGAGGCCGUUCCCUUCCUGCCCGAGCCGGACAAAGUCAAGUUUUACAAGAUCUUCAUUUCGAAGGUCUCCAAGUCGUACGGAGUGCACAAGGCAAGGGAGGCCUUCGAAGAGGCCAUUCAGACUCUCAAGGACGACGACGCGCGUGAAAUUUGCCUCUUAUACAUCGACAUGGAGUACAAGCUGAACGAAUACGAGCGCGUCCGGGCGCUCUACAUCUACACGGCGCAGUUCACCAACCCCUCUGUGCACAUGUCCUUUUAUCAGGACUGGCGAGAAUUCGAAGCGCUGCACGGGAACGAGCACACCUUUAGGGAUAUGAUAAGAAUCAAGAGGAGCGUCCUCAGCCUGUUCUCAAACUCGCGCAGCGGCAACAAGCCAUUAGGCAUGCUAGAGAACGAUGAUAUGAACGGUUUGGAGAGUGCCAAAAGAAAACUGCAAGAAAUGAUUGACAAUGAGGAGAGCGCUCAGAAAAGGGUGAAGGCAGAUUGACCCCUUGGUUAUUUUACCUUCACGUCCUUUGAAGUUUUCCCCUCGCUGUGGGGACGGUGUGGGAUUGGGUGGAUGCAAAGUGGAGAGCUGCACAGUGGACAGCUUCACAAUGCGAGCACAUCAUUUGAGCGUCUCCAGCUGUGUGUACACAUAUCUAUGUGUAUAUAUCCGUUUGACCGUUUGUGUACUGCCU